Pongo pygmaeus (Bornean orangutan) is the source of this 656-nucleotide messenger RNA. RefSeq names its product ribonuclease A family member 8 (gene RNASE8). NCBI's taxonomy places the organism in Eukaryota, Metazoa, Chordata, Mammalia, Primates, Hominidae. Bases 1 to 558 code for a protein of 185 amino acids. The transcript has a single exon. The record is from RefSeq and is a predicted model, not a curated record. Gene Ontology annotation, biological process: defense response to fungus; innate immune response; defense response to Gram-positive bacterium. Gene Ontology annotation, molecular function: RNA nuclease activity; nucleic acid binding.
AUGAAAUUCUUAGAAGGACUAGCAAGGCUCCCCCAUGAUGACCUAUUCAUCCACCUACCUCCCCACUCUGUUCCACUGUCUCCCUUAAGAGAGAUGGCACCAGCCAGAGCAGGAUGCUGCGCCCUGCUGCUGCUGCUUCUGGGGCUGUGGGUGGCAGAGAUCCCAGUCAGUGCCAAGCCCAAGGACAUGACAUCAUCUCAGUGGUUUAAAACUCAGCAUAUGCAGCCCAGCCCUCAAGCAUGCAACUCAGCCAUGAACAACAUCAAUAAGUACACAGAACAGUGCAAAGACCUCAACACCUUCCUGCAUGAGCUCUUCUCCAGUGUGGCCACCACCUGCCAGACCCCCAACAUAGCCUGCAAGAAUAGCCGUAAAAACUGCCACCAGAGCCACGGGCCCAUGUCCCUGACCAUGUGUGAGCUCACCUCAGGGAAGUACCCAAACUUCAGGUACAAAGAGAAGCACCUGAACGCACCUUACAUAGCGGCCUGUGACCCUCCACAACAGGGUGACCCAGGGUACCCACUUGUUCCUGUGCACUUGGAUAAAGUUGUCUAACGCCCGUUGCCCAUGUUCCACCUCACACUCUGCAGACUGUAUGCUGCUGCUUUUCCUCCCUCCAGUUCGUUAUUAAUCCUUGCUCCCCAUUGCAAAUG